UGCUUAGAACUAUGUAUAAUCAUAUUUGUAAGUCAAAAGUUAUGUAUCUGAGUUCAUAUGGGAGCAUAUGGACUUUGUUUACUUUAGAUGACUUGGUUGUAACAGUGUUAGUACUAACCCUGCCAUGUGGAGGCUGUAUUUUAGCCUAGCCAGCUCUCACUGUGAGUUGUUUACAUGCUUCAUAAUGGUGCUGUAUUAUAACUGUGACAUCUUGGAAGACUGUCCUGCGUCUGACUGUCUGAACAAUCCUCCUCAUACUUAAAAGAGAAGACUGGAUCAGCAGAGACCCUCACUUUUGAAAUCACCUCUAUAAAAGAGCCAGCACAUUGUCUCUUGCACUCUUUUGCCUAUUUGGAUUAUUCAUUUUUUUUUGUUUGUUUUUUGUGGAGUUUGCCUGCACUUGAUGAUACAAUGGAACUUGGAGUGUUUGGCUGACACGUGCAUGGAAUGUCAAAGUCGUCAGGAGAGGAGGAAGUCCACAGCAAGAAUUCCCGACUUCUGGUGGGCUUUGAGGAUCAUGAGUGUAAAGAAGAACACAACAGAGACAUGAGGAACAAUUCAGAUGCUUACGAUGAAGAGGAGGAUGAGGAUGAUCUGGCAUCAGAGCGUCAGAUCAGUGUGGGAAUCUGCUCCAUGAUGAAGAAGUCCAACUCCAAGCCAAUGACCCAGAUCAUGGAGCGACUUUGUAAGUUUGAGUACAUAAGUGUGGUCAUCUUCCCAGAGGAUGUCAUACUUAAUGAACCAGUGGAGAAGUGGCCAGUGUGUGACUGCCUUGUCUCCUUUCAUUCCAAAGGAUUCCCUCUGGACAAAGCUGUGAGUUAUGCCAAACUAAGGAACCCUCUUCUCAUCAAUGAUCUCAACAUGCAAUACUUCAUUCAGGACAGGAGGGAAGUAUAUCGCAUUCUGCAGGAGGAGGGCAUUGACCUGCCACGCUAUGCUGUGUUGAACCGAGACCCCGACAGACCAGAAGAGUGUAACUUGGUAGAGGGAGAGGACCAUGUUGAAGUGAAUGGGGAGGUUUUUCAUAAACCUUUUGUGGAGAAGCCUGUCUCUGCAGAGGACCACAAUGUGUACAUCUACUAUCCAACCUCAGCUGGUGGAGGCAGCCAGCGACUCUUCAGGAAGAUUGGGAGCCGCAGCAGUGUGUAUUCCCCUGAGAGCACUGUUCGUAAGACUGGAUCUUACAUUUACGAGGAAUUCAUGCCUACAGAUGGUACAGAUGUAAAGGUGUACACAGUGGGUCCUGACUAUGCUCAUGCAGAAGCUCGGAAGUCCCCUGCUCUGGAUGGCAAGGUGGAGAGAGAUAGCGAAGGGAAGGAGAUCCGAUACCCAGUUAUGCUCACUGCCAUGGAGAAAUUAGUGGCACGAAAAGUGUGUCUGGCCUUCAAGCAAACAGUGUGUGGUUUUGACCUCCUACGAGCGAAUGGACACUCCUUUGUCUGUGACGUAAAUGGUUUUAGCUUUGUAAAGAACUCCAUGAAAUACUAUGACGACUGUGCCAAAGUCCUGGGGAACAUGAUAAUGCGAGAGCUGGCUCCUCAGUUCCACAUACCCUGGUCCAUUCCCAUGGAAGCGGAGGACAUCCCUAUAGUCCCCACUACCUCAGGAACCAUGAUGGAGCUCCGCUGUGUGAUUGCUGUGAUUCGCCACGGAGAUCGCACCCCCAAACAGAAGAUGAAGAUGGAAGUAAGGAAUGCCCUGUUCUUUGAUCUGUUUGAAAAGUAUGGUGGCUACAAAACUGGCAAGCUCAAGCUCAAGAAACCAAAACAGCUUCAGGAAGUUCUGGACAUUGCCCGUCAGCUUCUGGCUGAAUUGGGUCAGCACAAUGACUGUGAGAUUGAGGAGAAGAAAUCCAAACUGGAGCAGCUGAAGACGGUCCUGGAGAUGGAGUCCAGCCUGAACGAUAAUCAGUAUGGCCAUUUCUCUGGGAUUAACCGAAAAGUGCAGCUGACCUAUCUGCCCAAUGGCCAGCCAAAAGCAUCGAGCGAGGAGGAAGACUCUCUGAAGGAAGGUCCGUCACUGCUGCUGGUGCUGAAGUGGGGAGGGGAGCUGACCCCAGCAGGCCGUGUGCAGGCAGAGGAGCUGGGCCGGGCUUUUCGCUGCAUGUAUCCUGGAGGGCAAGGUGAUUAUGCUGGUUUCCCUGGUUGUGGCUUAUUGCGUUUACACAGCACUUACCGCCAUGACCUCAAGAUCUAUGCCUCAGACGAAGGCCGUGUCCAGAUGACCGCUGCUGCAUUUGCAAAGGGUCUUCUGGCACUGGAGGGCGAGUUGACCCCCAUCUUGGUGCAGAUGGUAAAGAGUGCAAACAUGAAUGGCCUGCUGGACAGCGACAGCGACUCGCUCACAGACUGCCAGCAGCGCGUCAAAGCACGGCUCCAUGAGAUCAUGCAGAAGAACCAGGACUUCACUGAGGAGGCUUACCAAAAGCUUGCCCCAACUGGCAGUCCCUCUUUGGUCAACUCUAUGAAAAUUAUAGGAAAUCCUGUUAAGACAUGUGACCAGGUUUAUGCCCUCAUCCAGAGCCUCACUUGUCAGAUCCGCAAACGGUUGGAGGACCCCAAAUCUGCAAAUUUGCAGCUGUAUCACAGUGAGACUUUGGAGCUCAUGCUGCAGCGAUGGUCCAAACUGGAGAGGGACUUCCGCAUGAAGAGUGGCCGCUAUGACAUCAGCAAAAUCCCAGAUAUCUAUGACUGUGUGAAGUAUGACACGCAGCACAACAGCUCUCUCAGCCUGGACAACAUGCUGGAACUCUUCCGACUCUCACGGGCACUUGCUGACAUCAUUAUACCUCAGGAAUAUGGCAUCAGUAAACUGGAGAAACUGGACAUUGCCAGUGCCUACUGCUUGCCCCUGAUUAAGAAGAUCCAGCUGGACCUUCAGAGGACACAUGAGGAUGAGGCCGUCAACAAGUUACAUCCUCUGUGGUUCAGGUACUCGCGAGGCGUGAUGUCUCCGGGUCGCCAUGUGCGGACCCGGCUUUAUUUCACCAGCGAGAGUCACGUCCACUCCCUGCUCAGCAUCUUCCGUUAUGGAGGACUCCUCAAUGAGGAGAAGGACGAGCAGUGGAAGCAGGCCAUGGACUACCUCAGUGCUGUAACUGAACUCAACUAUAUGACUCAGAUAGUCAUUAUGCUGUAUGAAGAUAACAAUAAAGAUCCAUCUUCAGAGGAGCGUUUCCACGUAGAGCUGCACUUCAGUCCUGGGGUCAAGGGCUGCCAAGAUGAUGAGAACGCACCAAUGGGCUUUGGAUUUCGCCCUGCCUCUGUGGAGAACCAGGAGAAGCAGGAAGACCUCGGUAGUCUGGAGGAUUUGUCUAAGGAUGAGCCUGAUCGAGCUAUUCUUACUGAGCCCCUAAGCAUCCACAGGAAGUCCCCACUGAUUCGCAGUCGCAAAGCUGGCUCCAUGGAGGUCCUGUCUGAGAGCAGCACAUCAUCUCGCAAUACAACCUAUCGUCUCUUUCCCUCUUGUUCCCGCCAGUCUGACAUCAAGUCCAGUGGCCUUGGCUCUCUAUUCACGGGCCUCUUCAGCGCCUCCUUCCGGGGGGUAUCCUCCAGUGCCCCUAACCUGCGGGAAUUAGCCCGAGCCCAGCGUAAAAAGACCACCUCCCCCAGGAGGUGGUCUAAAAGAGACGAGUUGCUCUCAAUGCCGGCAGUAAAGCGGUUUUCAGUGUCAUAUGCCAGGCAUCCGAGUAAUGGGUUUGAAGGCUGCUCCAUGGUGCCCUCUAUCUACCCGCUGGAGACACUGCACAACUCUCUCUCACUGAAGCAGGUGGACGAGUUCCUCAACAAAGUGUGUGAAAGCAGGAGUGAGACACUCACCAAGACUUUGAAAUCUAUGUCGACCGUGUUUGACUCCCAGAUUCAACCCUCUACAGAGCCUGAGAAUCCAGAGAGGUCCAGUUCUUGUCAGGCUCCUCCACCACAACAGCAGCAAUCUCCUUACUGGUACACCGGUGGUCCCCCUAGCACUGUGUCCAGUUCGGAACGUUCAUCUCCAGUGGCAGGAGAGUCUUCAUCAAACUUUGGUUUCAACAACGAAUAGACCCUGCAAGCUGCAACUGCAUUAAUCUCACAUCACCUCUUUAUACUCAUCUGAGAUCAGCUUUGCAUUGUUUUUCAUGGGUGAAGCAAAUUCCAAGGGAUAGUGUCUUCAUGAAGCCCACAUUGAGGCUGCUGAUUGCACUUGCUGUAUUUCUUCCAGUAAUAUAGAGCCUCUUUGGCUUCAGAACAAGAGCAUUACUUGGCCUGUCAGCCAUCAAAGAAAGAGCACUGAAUCCAGUAAUUAGUUAGCACUGCUAUACCUCUGUGCCCAAAGUACUGAGAUCUUAAUUAUAGUCCAUUUUGAGCAGUAUGAAGAUAAGGGGACUGGAAUACACACUAGUAAUUGUCCCUUCUCUCAGCUGAUUACACUUAUCACAUCCCCACUUGCAGCAGAGUGGUUUCAUUGGAGAAUAUAACGUCGCUCUGAGCCAAGUAACACUCAAAAGAUGUGGGUAAACCAAUCACAGCACAGUGCUGUUGAGCUUAGAGAGGCUGUGUGGAGGUGUUGAUGUCUCCUACUUUAGCACUCGCAUACUGAGUCAUAAUGCCAGUCAGUACAUGAAAGCAGAAAGUCUGCUAUAGCCAGUUGAUGAAGCACAAUUUUUUAAAUCACUGCCUCUGUAUUCUAUGGGGUUUAACUUUUAAUGUUGGGGUUUAUUUUUUUAGUGUAGAAUUACAAAACCUGUUUUAAUGAGAGAGGAAGACUUGAAAUGGACAAAUUAAAUUAUUCAUAAGGUAUGAUCAUAUGUGAAAAAUGUAUUUUGGGUAACAACAGUGCCUUAGCCAUUUUUUUGGCUUGUUUUUCUCUUGAAACAGGCAGUUCAUAUAUAAACCUCUUCAGAAUAUAUUGAAGCGCUCUGGUAGUGUCCUUGAGGGCUAGUCAAGAAUGUUUAAAUAUUUGUGAUCUACUGUUCCUGCCAAAGAAUGACUGUGUUCUAAUUGAAUGUGUUUCAUUUUAGAGAUUUCCAAGAUGAUAUAUUUUUAUUAAUAAAAUUGCGUGUAAAGAUUAUAAU
This is a messenger RNA of Pygocentrus nattereri (red-bellied piranha), 5053 nucleotides long. It is a transcript of the gene ppip5k1b, whose product is annotated as diphosphoinositol pentakisphosphate kinase 1b. Lineage: Eukaryota; Metazoa; Chordata; Actinopteri; Characiformes; Serrasalmidae. The coding region runs from base 448 to 4041 and encodes 1197 amino acids. Gene Ontology annotation, cellular component: cytosol. Gene Ontology annotation, biological process: inositol phosphate biosynthetic process; inositol metabolic process. The record is from RefSeq and is a predicted model, not a curated record. The transcript is spliced from 31 exons. Gene Ontology annotation, molecular function: 5-diphosphoinositol pentakisphosphate 1-kinase activity; inositol hexakisphosphate kinase activity; diphosphoinositol pentakisphosphate kinase activity.